GACGGCAGUCACCUUAAGUGGUCCGACUUUCGAACGAUUGUCCUCAGUGCAUUUCGUAUCGUCCUUACCGAGGGUAUCCAGCUUUCAGAUCUGUCUCGCCCUUUUUCCGACAGACUCAAGCCGUGUCUCCAGAGAGUAGACCGAUUCGAUCGUCAAGAAAGACAAUGGCGAAGGAACCUGGCAGAUGGCAGAGGGUUCGGCUCGACGAUGGUCUUUCCUCCUGAGGUCCUCCCGCCGAUCGGAGACAAUCGCGGCCUUCACCGAUGCCAAGCUCCGAAGCUGACUCGAGAGGCCCUCCCACCACGAGCGGUCAGAGCGCAAGAAAGUCUGUUCGAGUUGCCUUCUCCUCGACCUAAUCUCUUGACUGGUUUCACUACGAGUGCAUUCAACGAAAGAGAAUUAUCUGUUCUGCCGCACUGCACAGCCGCCUCUGGAACCAUUGUCGACUUUGAAUCGGGGUCCGUUUCUCCUGGAACAACUACUUAUUGUCCCUUCUUGAUAUUUGAGCGAAUGAUUACCUCGUCCGAAGAUGCAGUGCAGACAACGAAGAACCAAUGCGCAAUCGCCGGCGCUCACUGCGUUCGAGCACAGCAACUUCUGUUUAGAAGAUGCGGUGGCUCUCGCGCGGUGUUUGAAAAACCAAUCUCAUUCUCUUGCGCUAUCGACAAUUCAGCUGCUCUCAUCAACUACCACAGCACUGAUGCAGACGGGCGUUAUUGUAUGUCCGAGCUCUCGCGAUUUAAUCUCGAUGAGGCCGAUGGGUUCAGAGAAUUUCAAGGCUGGAUCGAAGCAAUCGAGGAUUGGGGCUCAACAUACCUACUACCAGUUAUCAAGGUUGCUUUGAGGCAGCUGUUGAAGAAUAACACAACACCACCGAUAUCCCCAAUGCCUUCGUUGACGCUGUCGAUCGACACCGCUGCCGGGACUGAGGAAGUCCUCAUGAAAGUCCUCCGUGCAACAUUUGGGUCGAUCAAAUGGAAAUGUGAAGGGGAGUGCGAAACUCCACUGAACAGCAGCGUCGCUCAUUGUGGAACACCACUA
Cladophialophora yegresii CBS 114405 is the source of this 1041-nucleotide messenger RNA. RefSeq lists its product as uncharacterized. The annotation marks the transcript as partial. The record is from RefSeq and is a predicted model, not a curated record. NCBI's taxonomy places the organism in Eukaryota, Fungi, Ascomycota, Eurotiomycetes, Chaetothyriales, Herpotrichiellaceae. The transcript has a single exon.